Molecule: messenger RNA, 412 nt
Organism: Colias croceus (clouded yellow)
Lineage: Eukaryota; Metazoa; Arthropoda; Insecta; Lepidoptera; Pieridae
Gene: RpS28b
Product: 40S ribosomal protein S28
Exons: 2
Coding region: 85-282 (65 amino acids)
Biological process (GO): maturation of SSU-rRNA; translation; ribosomal small subunit assembly
Cellular component (GO): cytosolic small ribosomal subunit; ribosome
Molecular function (GO): structural constituent of ribosome
Source: RefSeq, a predicted model, not a curated record
UUUAAUCUGUGACAGAUUUCUUUUUCGUACACGCCGUUUGCGUUGCACGUGUAUUUAGUGAGUUUCGCUCGAUAUCUGUUCAAAAUGGACAAACCCAACGUUCUUGCUCGCGUCGUCAAGGUUCUGGGCCGUACUGGCUCCCAGGGACAAUGUACCCAGGUUAAGGUCGAGUUCAUCGGAGAGACCAGCCGUCAAAUUAUCAGGAACGUAAAGGGGCCCGUGCGUGAUGGUGACAUCCUAACCCUUCUCGAGUCUGAGCGUGAAGCUAGAAGACUAAGAUAAGCAGGUUGCUAGAACCUCCUAGGUUAAGGCUUUCUAUGUAUCAACUAUGUUAUCAAAAUUGUAAGUGAACAUCAAAACCGUCAAAGAUGACCAUCUUAAAUCCAGCUCGUUUAAUAAACAGUUAACACCA